AGAAGGAGACCCCACCUGCAGCGACCACAACUGUUGCACAGACAUCAGAGCAGCCUGCAGCACCCAAAGGAAUGCCUGCUCCACCCCCACCACCCCCAGAGCCGCCAAAGCUGGAAACCAAAGGAGAAUCGGCUGCCAAAGCCGUAAAGCCGACGCAAAAAGAAGAACCGAAAGCUUCCGCUAAAGAACCCGAGUCCUCAAAAGGAAAAUCGUCUCUGAGUAAAUUCUUCCGAUCAAAGGCUGUCAAGGAUGCAGCACAGCCAGCUUUUGAAGUAGAAGUACAGCCAGUUGUAGAAGUACAGGAGACAGCUGUGGAGGUACCAGAGCCUGUUGUAGAGGUGCAGGUAAAAGCACAGGAAACUGCUGUGGAGUUGGCAAAACAAGUUGGUGAAGAGGAGAAGGUGGAUCCUUCCAAAGCCAGCACUCUGGAGGCAGCAGCGAAGCCAGAACCUCCUCCGCCCGUUCAAGAGGAAAAGAAGCAAACCUCCAAAUCACACUUCAUGUCUUUCUUCAAGCCCAAAGCACUGUUAGAUACCAUGACCACAAAAGUCCAAGCAGCCUCCACAAGUGGAGUUCGUCUCCUCAAGAAAUCGACCGGCCUGGCUGCUGACCCCAAGAAGACGUCUCCGACCCCACCGGCCGCAGCAGAGUCCCCUCAGCCAGUGAAAGCUAAGGAGGAGCCAAAAGCUGCAGCCAAGCCGUCCGAGGUUGUUGCGGAUAGCAAACCGGCGUCUGCGGCCUCUCCGGCUGGAGACGAUGCAGCCAAUGCGGCCAAAAAACUGGAGAAGAGGAACUCCAUCCAGCUGUUCUUUAAAAAUCUGGGUCAGAAACGCCACUCUACAGAUGCUGGGGUCCAAACAGAACCAGCGACUGCUGCUUCAACAUCUGAGAAAACCAAAUGAGCCCUUUUAAGUUUCCCUGUACAGAUCCCCCACCCCUCCUCCUCCCUGUCUUUCUAGCUAUACUCUGUCUUCAUGUCUUGGUCAUAUUUCACCACCUCAAUUCCUUUUUUUUUUUUAGAUGUUGCAUUUUAAAGAGAAAUGCUUUCAGAAGGAUUCUGGAAAGAUUAGCACGGUGAUAGAUAAACAAUAGGAGAAACACUGACUAUAAGAAGCCAUGAGUUAAAAUGACAAGUUGUCAUUUAAACAAAAAGAAAAAUAUUUCAUAACUUUUUCCACUUUUACCACCAGCUGGAAGCUGCACAGCUCUGGUUAACAAAGCAUAUAUAUAUAUAUAAACAGAACCUAAUUAUUGGGUUAAACACCUUCUUUCCAACUUGGUCUGUGUAACCACCACAUUCAGACUCAGUAUAAGUCAGUACAUGCCUUCCAUCUCUUAACAUGCCUUUGGUUAACCCCAGAUAAAGUUCAGCUCCUCUUUGUCACAGUUUACAGUACCAGCAAUGCUUUCCACAGAGUUUCCAAAGAGUUUCCAAAGCAUCAAGGGCAUAUUUUUGGGAGAAGGGUGCAAAAUGCAUUU
Molecule: messenger RNA, 1479 nt
Organism: Cyprinodon variegatus (sheepshead minnow)
Lineage: Eukaryota; Metazoa; Chordata; Actinopteri; Cyprinodontiformes; Cyprinodontidae
Gene: bcas1
Product: protein ENL-like
Exons: 9
Coding region: 72-902 (276 amino acids)
Source: RefSeq, a predicted model, not a curated record